Messenger RNA from Ascochyta rabiei, 948 nucleotides. RefSeq names its product Lytic cellulose monooxygenase (C1-hydroxylating). Gene Ontology annotation, biological process: carbohydrate metabolic process. The record is from RefSeq and is a predicted model, not a curated record. Gene Ontology annotation, molecular function: cellulose binding. The coding region runs from base 1 to 948 and encodes 315 amino acids. Gene Ontology annotation, cellular component: extracellular region. NCBI's taxonomy places the organism in Eukaryota, Fungi, Ascomycota, Dothideomycetes, Pleosporales, Didymellaceae. The transcript has a single exon.
AUGAAGUUCUCCGCUGUCCUCGCUGUCGCGGCUGCCAGCCAGCUUGCCUCUGCUCACACCACCGUCUGGAACAUCCUCGUCAACGGAAAGGAUGCCGGUGUCGGUAACUCCCAGGGCGGAUACAUAGAUUCUCCCCCCAACAACAACCCCGUCACCGACGUCACCUCGUCCGCCAUGACCUGCAACGUCGCUGGCGUUAAGGCAGCCAAGUCCAUCGCCGUCAAGGGUGGUGACAAGAUUGCUUUCCAGUGGCACCACGACAGCAACCAGGCCUCUGACGACAUCAUCGCCUCCAGCCACAAGGGUCCCAUCAUGGUCUACGCCUCGAAGGCUGGCUCUUCGUACUCGUGGACUAAGAUCUGGGAGGAUGGCUACACCGACGGCAAGUGGGCUGUUGAUAAGCUCAUUGCUGGUUCAUACACUGGCAAGGCUGGUCAGCACGACCUGACUCUUCCCAACCUCGCUCCCGGCGAGUACGUCCUUCGCCCUGAGAUCAACGCCCUCCACGAGGGUGACCGCCAGGGUGGUGCUCAGUUCUACAUGGAGUGUGUCCACAUCAAGGUUGAGGGCUCCGGCACCGCCGUCCUCCCCGCUGGUGUUUCCUUCCCCGGCGCCUACAAGGCUACCGACCCCGGUGUCCUCUUCAACAUCUACUCCGGCUUCACAAGCUACACUGCUCCCGGCCCCAAGGUCUGGAACGGCGCCAGCUCCGGCUCUGCCCCUGCUGCACCCGCCCCCACCAAGGCCCCUGCCGCCACUGCUAAGCCUACCGCCACCAAGACUACCCUUGCUACCGUUGCUAAGCCUACUCCUACCAAGGCUGCCGGUGCUGCUGGCUCCGCCGCCAAGUGGGGCCAGUGCGGCGGUAUCGGUUACACCGGCGCCACUGCUUGCGUUUCUGGCUCGACCUGCACCAAGCAGAGCGACUACUACAGCCAGUGCUUGUAG